This is a messenger RNA of Cinara cedri, 9437 nucleotides long. Lineage: Eukaryota; Metazoa; Arthropoda; Insecta; Hemiptera; Aphididae. The record is from the annotation of a GenBank genome assembly.
UACGCGAUAUUACAACAUCAUGGGUAAUAUUUUACGUACACUUUAUACCGUAUACGAUGAACCAUGCCACCACGGGUUAUCGUCUUUUCCCCGUGUAGAACUCAGCAAAUACCGCGGAAUUCUGUAAAAUAAUCGACGAAUGACUCACCGGACGACGGCACAUGCUAUUACGUAACACCGUCGCGCGCGAUUUUACCGAUAGUCACGACUCACGAGUCCAACUCGAUUCCGAUUUGUAGUUACAGUCGCGGUCGCACUCGUACAACGUCUCGUCAACAGAUUGCUCGGCCGGCGGUAUACCGUUUUCGUUUUCAUUUUCCAUACGAACGUUUCGUCAAUUACUCCGAUCAAAAAAUGACCCACACCCUGUCGGAUAACAUCAAGUGUCUGGACGGAGUGGACUACGACGUGGUCAAAGUAAGUACGCUUUGUGACAAACCCCACGGGCGGCAGCGUUUAUCGGUUUUCCAGUUAUUGAUUGUGUACGUGUAACUGUAAACAUGUUACUGUUAUUCCUUUAAUAUGUAUAGUGCCGGUUAGGCGUUACGGUUUGGUCUGGUUUGGUUUCUGAAAUACUGUAGCUCGAACAUUUUUGUACUUUGUUGGUGGAUGGUUAAAAAAUAACAAAUAGUUCAGUAAGUUUUUCCUUCAAAAUGUGUACUUGGACCCAUUUACAGUAAUUGUGUAAACAAAAAUUGCGUAGCGUUUAACCUUUCCGAGUUCUGACAGAAAACCAACAUUUUGUAAAAAAAAGUUUACCUUGAUUACCUACUCAGUAUAAAAUCCUCUUCGAAUUCUUUAUUUUAGGCAUUUUUUUCUUCGUAGAAUUUUUCGUAACUACUACCUACCGCGUUCUCAUUCAUAGUUAACUGAACCUGGUUUUAUUGUAUCUUUAUAUAUCCUAAAUUUUUUCUUAUGAACUAGGUACUCAACACGUGGUAUAACAUAACAAAUCGAGGGAUAUUAAAAAAUUGGACUUCAUCAAGGGUACCCGACAUUUCCCUCUUCUCCCAAUAAAAUACCUAAUACAUUUUUUAACUAAAAUUCACCAUGAAUUAUUGCGUAACAUAAAUAUUUACUAUAAAUGCUUUAAUAUUUUGAAUUAAGUUUGUUAAAAAAAUCAAUUAAUAUAGUAAACUUUCAAAUAUAUUGAAAAUUGAUACGAGAUAAUAAAAAAAAUCAACAAAUUAUUACUAUUUAAAAACUGUUGACCAGACAAUAAAAUGUCUUAGGCUAUCUGCGAAAUUCCCAUUUUUAGACCUUCCACAGUUCCACUCCGUUCCUGGUAGUAUUAUAUUUUGGAUUAUUUCUUAUUCAAAAUUAAUUCACCAUUGUUUUUAUUAUUGUCUUUCAAACAAAAAAAAUAGUUUACAAUUUUUAGUUUUAAAAAAUAAUACAUGGUUUUCCACGUUGUAUUGAAUAUAAUCAUUGGAAAUCUAAUUUAAAUUUUUUAAUAAUAAUUAUAAUUUAUUUAAUUUAAACCUACCAUUUUAUUGAUCUAUACAUAAUAAAUAAUAAUAAUAAUAAUAUAUUCUGUAGCUUUCAUCAAUAUUCGACAUUCGUGGUUUGCAAACGCACAUAAUAUAUUCUGAAAAUACAAUUUACGAAUUUACCAGUAAUAUUGUGAAAUACCUACAUAAAUAAAAACAAUUCUAAUGUCGUUUUUCUCCGAUUUUCCAGAGUUUAAAUACACAGGGCUGCUCUUAUUAGGGGACACUGGAACAGGCAGGGCCUGGGUCUCGCUUUUUUACGUUCGAGAAAAAAAAAUUAACAAAUUAUAAUCUAAUAAAAAAUGGGAAUUAAUUAAAAUUUCGUUUUGGGCCUCGCAAAAUUUAAGGACGGUUCAGUUUCAAUAUUGUAAAUCGCAUUGAAAUAAAAACAUUCCGGUAGUACGCACGAUUAGAAUUGACGUUGAAAACCGUUUUAACAUUCUCGAAAUCUUCCGGUUGACCUAUGUGUAACCAAACCGUAUCUAGUUAUUGUUUUUAUUACACCAUAGUACAUAAUAUUGCGCAAUACUAUAGGCAUGGACAUCCGGAGGGGGACAAGACGGGUCAUCUGCUCCGCCCUGAAUUUUAAAAUUUCAAACAUAAUUUUAUAGUUUUUAAUAAUUAAUUAAUGUAAAUUUAUUUCAACUUAAAAAUUUUAAUUACUUUUUGGUGUUUGGUUUUAUUAUGCCAUCCUGAUAAAUUUACUGUGGGCGCCCAUGACUAUAUGGGUUAGGUAUAUAUAUGCGAAAGAGAGGAAAGGAAGACCAAAAAAGUGGUGGUUGGUUGCGAUUGUGAAUGAUAUGAGGAUGGCGAGUAUAUGCGAGGACAAUGUGGUGAUUUGGGUCAAGUGGAAGUUUAGGACGAAGGUGGUCGACCCCAUGGCUAAAUAUUUGUUUAAAUAUUAUUGGCCAAAUUUAGCUAUGGCCGACCCAAAAUAGAUAGGAUGAAGGCAAAGGAGAAACAGAUAGGUAUGUAUAAUACCUACACAGGGUGAUUCACUAAGCGUGCUCACCACAAUUUUUUGUUAAAUUUUGCAUAAAUUCAAAUUCUGAUUUUUAAAUGUAGUUAAGGCUGAUAUUUUCGAAUAUUUAGAUUUUUAACAAUUUUUAAUGAAUAGGUAUCCUGUAUUGAAACCAACUUUGGUUUUUCAAAUGAGAACUUAUAUUCAAAUACUGGGGACAGGUGCAGCCACUCAUGUAGGUGAGAAGUUAAGGAGGUAGGAUACAUAUGGUUAUUUCAUUUAUAACAGUAACCAUUGCUGACGAAAGACGAUUCUGAGCGUAGCUCAGUAAUACAUAAUUUGAAGUGCCCUAAUUUUUUUUAAAAUAACCUUCCUACUUUUUUUCCCGAUUAUUAUGAAAACUAAUUCGAAAAUCAAAAAAACGAAGUGCAUCAAUAAAAACAAGAUUAAUAAUUCAACGAAAGAGGUUUCUUGUCGUUUUUCAAUUAGCGCCCUAUAUUAGUGCUAAACAAAAUAUAAAAUAUUACUGAAAACAAUGAAAAUUGAAAUUUGAAAAAUUAAAUAAUAUUUAAAAACUUUUUUCUUGGUAUAAAUCUAGUUUACAACUCAAGUUCAUUUUUCAAUUUUUUUUUUUUUUUCUAAUGUGUGAUUCAUAAUGUACAAGUAGAAUCACACAUUAGAAAAAAAAAAAAUUGAAAAAUGAACUUGAGUUGUAAACUAGAUUUAUACCAAGAAAAAAGUUUUUAAAUAUUAUUUAAUUUUAGUUAAAUUUAAUUAUAGUUAUUGUACAUAAACCUUGAAACAACAUUUUAGGAAUUGAUUCAAAAUGUGGACGUUUUUAUUAUUAUGAUUUGUAGUUAUUGAUACUUGGUAACAAAGUUUUUUUUAUUUAAGUCGGAAUAAGUCUAUCAGACUUAGAUUUAAAAUUACAAAAGUAACUCUAUAGGUCUAUAUGUGCACUCAAAAUGAUUUUUCACUUUUCCCUAAUACCUACCCGACGUAGUUUUGCACAACAAAUCGAGGGUUAUUUAUUUUCAAUUAAAAAAGUCCAAGCGAGUGACACCGCCAGGUCUCUAGGUGCAUCCAAAAUGCUAUUUUUCAAGGAUUAUGUACAAUAACUUCAAAAGUAAGUAUGAUAGAUAAGUUUUGAUUAUACCAAUGGAUUAAGCAUUAAAAAUUACACAUUUUUUUUUGGGGGGGGGGGGUUUCCCCCGUAACUUCCAAACGAAGUACAUAAGACCAUUUUUUUUUUUUAGAUUCUUAUUUUAACGGCAAAGGCACACAUUUAGAAAAAAAAAAAAAAAUGAAAAAUGAGUGAGUCAGAAACUAGAUUUCUUCUAGAACCGUAUAUAAUUAUUACAUUUUUUAAAUUUAAAUUUAUUCGCCAAAUUUAAAAUUUAAAAAACUAAAACAAUAGUGCUUAUAUAGGCACACAAGAAGGUACUGGUAGCUUUUAAUAUAUAUUUUUUUUUCAAAAUCAAAUUUUUCAAUUCUAGUUAUUAGAAUCUUUUACUUGGUUAUUUAGGUAUCUAUUAUAAAUUUAUACUUUUAAGACUUAAAUAACUAAAUUACCUUAAAAAAAAAUGGUGACACACAAAUAAUAUGUCAAAUAGUUGGUUAAUUUUUGUUUUUCAUAAGUAUAGCGCCAUUUCAUUAUUUUACACUAAAUAUAAUCCAAACUGUUUGUUUAUAGUUUUUAUUUUUUAUGUAGAACAAUGUUCAUUUCGAAUGGGUAUCCGGAUUUGAAGAUACUAUAAAACAAUUAGCCUCAGAUGUGUUUGAUACUAUAGGAGUGAAAGUCGGAGAUCAAUUGAAUGUGGUUCUCAAGGGUUUUGACGAGUUCCAAGUAAACUUGGAAAAGAAAAUGGAUGUAUUAGUUGAAAAGGUUAUAAUAAUUUUUAUUUUAUAAAUAUGAUAAUUGUAUAAUCUAUAUUGUAUAUUCAUAUUUUCUACAGGUUAACAUAAUAGCCGGUUCUAAUGAGGCUGCUAAAACAUUUGUAGCCGAAUGGGCUGAGGCUGUCAAAUACCAAGUACAAAGUAAAUAUCAUUACGCAGGUGAUGGUCCAACUGCCCAAGGACUUCGCUGGGGUUACCAAAGCUCUAUUAAGUAUAUAAUAAUAUGUGGUACAACUCUAGCGGACAAGGGCGGUGAUGAUGUCGAGUUCAAAAAACAAAUAUCAGAUUACAUAAAAACUGUUAUCAUCCAAAGUCUGAUCGAUUCUUUGGAAAAUGUGAAGGUGAUUAACAUACUUAUUUUGAAUAGACAAUUUAAAUAUUCAUCUUAAAGUUUGUAUAUUUAUACCUAAUCAUUGAUAAUAAAGUUACAUAAUCCUCAUUAAAAAUAAUUUGUUUAUCUAAUAUGGUAGGUACCAAUAUGCAUAAAAUAAUAAAUAUAUUGAACUGUGUUUUUUUUUUCUGAAAUAACAUUAAUAAUAUCAUUAAUAUCAACCAUUAUUAUACAUAGGUAUAGAUAAUUAUAACAAACCAUAAUAUUAUGUACUGAAUAAUACCAACUUUAAUUUAAUUAUUAAAGUUAAUAGGUAUAAUAAUAUUGUGAGCUCCUAAAUAAUUUACCUAUAUUAUAAUAUUUCAGAAUGAAUUGGAAACGCUCAAAACUAGCUCGUAACCAUGACGAUGACAUUGUGUAUACCAUUGGAAGAAUCUAAUUUUUUAUGAAAACACCAUUAUUAUUAAUUUACUUAUCCUAUAUUUUUUAUAAUACUAUGCAAUUUUCACAAUAAUAUAAGUUUACCUAUUGUACAUAAAGGUCUUUUUUUUUUUUGUUCAUUGUAGGUAACUAAUCAAUAAUUGAUUUUAUAACUUCUAGUGAAAAUGAUAUAUUUCUGUAAUAUUACUCUCUAUUUCAGAAUAAACAAUAAAUACUACAUUUAUGUUUGGAUAUUUUGUUUAUUUCUUGUAAUUGGGAAAUAGUUGUUUUCACAGUAUUAAAACAAAAUAACAAAAAACAGAAAUGGAAAGAAAUUGUGAUUGAUAAUAAAAAUAAUAAAAUCCAAUAUUUUUAGUUAUAUUAUUGUAAAAUAUUAAAUAGUAAACUUAUUAGAACAAAAGGUAAGUUUGGAAAAAUGUUGGAUACUACAUAUAGGUACUAUAAAUGUUAGUGGCAGCUUAAGGGUGAGGAAAUUUUGUUAGCUGUUUUCUUAAAGCUAUGGAUUUGGCAACCUACAUUUAGAACUUACUUUUAUAAAUUAAAAGGUAAUUAAAAAUAAUUUUUCAAAAGUAAUUAAAAAUAUUUAAACAGUAAUUAAAUUUUUAUUUUUGAGCUUUAAAAUGAAUUAAUUUUGUGUGUGUACAACAUUACUUAAUAUAAUUUUAUAAUUUAUAUAUUUAGAUUCAUUAUUUUGUAUAAAUUAUAUUUAUUGUAUAUAGACCUUAACUGUAGCUGUUAUUUUGAUGUUUAUCACAUAAUUUCAUAGCUAUAUCUCAAUUUUUAACCUGUGUUCGAAGCAAUGUUGAACAGUUUUGUUUUUAUUGUCUGUGCAUGUGCAGCGAUCAAAUAUUAUUUAUGCAUUAUUUGUUUUAAAAUACCUUAAUUGUCAAUAUUUUAGCAUUAGCAUUAGCUCUGGCGUAAAUAGUUAAGGCAUAAUUUAACAACAGUUAAUAAACACUAGGACUAACAAAACUAAUGAACUACUAAAACUGAGGUUAUUAAAAAUAAAAAAUUACAGUUAAAUAAAUAGGUAUACAUAAAACAAAAAAAAUAAAUAAAUAAAUUUGGUAACAAAAUUGGUAAUCUAUGGUUCUUCUCUUUCUCUUUCCACUUAGGCUUGAACUAGGUCACAGGCGUACAUCUAAAUUUUCCAUCCACUUGAUGACAUUAUCGCUGGCUGAGUGAAUUUCCUUAAAACCUCCCAUAUAUUUCGUUAUUGAGCAUUCAUUUACUAUGUGCCUGACAGAUUGCACUUGCCCACAGCCACAUAAAAGAGAUUCUGCCAUUCCCCAUUUGUGUAAUAGAUAAUUGCAUUUUCCUUGUUCGGUUCUAAUGCGGUUAAAGGUGGUCCACAAGCCACGCGUUAAGUCAAAACUGGGUGUUUUGCCUUUUAACUUUAUUGAUGGUACUUUGGAAGCUCUUUGUUUCCUAACUUUUGGUUAUGCAUUGGCACUGGCUUGAGUGAGAGAAGUCAAUCCCUCCCAUAGUUUUAAUCCACGUCUAUCUUCGUUCCUCAUCAAGUAGUUUUGUUAACCGGUUUGCUGUUACUUCAGAUUUCAUUUGUUCAUAUUCAGACAACAGAUUGUUGCAUUCCUUUGAUCAACAAAGUAUGGAAUCUUGUCUGUGACCCCUGGGCAUAGCUUUACCAGCUGCCGUUUUAAUUAGCUUUAUGAUCCUCUCGUAGUUACCAGGUAUCGGCUCAUAUGAUUUUUAUUUUCUUCCAUGGAGGUUGUAUAUUUGACCCAAUCUGCUUUCUUAACAUUCCAUAUAUUUAAUUUUGGUUUACUCAUUUUGGGCAAGCUUAGACCCAAAUCCACCAUAACAGGUAAGUAUUGACUCUUCUUUGAGAAUCCUUUAAGUAUUUGACAACUAGCUUUUAGGGGGAUUUUACAAUGAUCUGUUGUGACAAAACAUAAUUCAGGAGAAAUAGUUGAGCUCCAUCUGCCUGAUUUAAACGUGCCAUCUUAUUUUGCAUCAUAUGAUUGAUGAAGAUAGUUUAGUUCAGCCCAGUUACUGAAGUUUUCUCUGUUACCGUUCUCACUGCUGUGGCCUCAUUUUGUGCUGUGUGAAUUAAAGUCCCCAAUAUAGACUUCUACUGGGUGGUCGGCUUGUGUUGGCACAGACUUAGUCAAGUCUUCCGACUACAGUUAGUAUACAUUCAAAAUUUUGGUAUUUCCUAUCUAAAUUUCAACCAUAUGUUUAUUCCUCUCUAUUCUCUUAAUAUUUGUUGGGUCUAAGUAUUGGUUCACGAAAGUAACCACACCAUUUGGUGGGCCGGAAUCGGCAUAUGGGAAGGAUACCCCUGGUCUAAUACAUUAACACAAAUUUAAAUUUGAAGCCGUGGAUGAAACUAAAUAAAUUUCAUCAAGAUAAAAAUAGAAUUUUAGGUUUUAGUGACUUAAAAAAUUUAAAACUUGUGCACUUUAUAGAAAAAUUUUUUUUUUUGUUUUGGUGUUAUUUAACCUAUUUAAUAAUGCAUUAUGAUUUAUCUUUCGAAAGUCAUCAACAUUUAUUUAUUUAUUAUAAAAAAAUCAAUAACUAACAUAUUAUUACACAAACAUUUUACCAAUAGCACUAAAUAGUUAUUAACAAAUUUAUUUAUUUAAAACAAACAAAUAAGAUAGGUCUAAUAAAUUUGUUUUCGAAGGAUUAAACCAUUAUUAUUUAAGAACUAUUUAGGAUAUAUAUAUAUUUUUUUAUUUAAUUUAUAACCAAAAUUCUAUUAAAAAACAAAUUUUAAUUCAAAAUUUAUAAUACAGAACUUUAUAAUACAAGAUCCCAAUAAAAUGUUGCCUAGGAGGUGGGUACCCAGAAAUUAAUGUUUAAAUAAUGAUCAUCACACUGCACUAGUAUCAAGUUUUUUUUUUUACUAUAAACCAAUUUCUAUAGAUUAAGUACAAAUAAAAUUAAUGUUAACUGUAUUGAAAUGAAACAAUAAAUGAGCAGCUCAUUUAUUUUCUAAUAAAGUUGUUUAAAUAAAUAUGAAGAAUACAUAAUGCAUAUAUGUAUUAAAUUACUUUUCUAUCAUAAUAUAAAAUAAAUACAAUCUAGUAAAUUUAAAUUUUCAAUAGUAUAUUAUUAUAUUUUAAUAUAGCUAAUAAUUUUUAAAGGAAUCAUAUUUUGAAUGUUUUCUAUAAAACCAUUAACUAAUAAUUUAUAGUAAUUACAUAAAGUAUACAUUAUUUUUUUCAAUAAUUUGUUCAUAGAAUGUAUACAUUUCUUUUUCUAAUAAAGUACAAAAAUUGCAUGUGUAAUCUAGACUAAAUCAAAUUUCACUUAAAAUUGAUACCAUAGAUAAGUAAGUAUCCUUACUACAAAUAAACAAAAAUUAUGUAUAGAAAAUUUAAAAAUAAGUAUAAUUAAUAUUUAAUAACCACAUAUCAUAUCAGUUGGUAAUGAAUGUUGAAAUAAAAUACAAAAUAGUAAUACUUUGCGAGAGAAUUGCACUUUUUGCGUACAAUCAAAUUAAUUAAUUUCUUCCACCAUGGGGUAGCCGAAUAGGUGUCUAGCCAAUAAUCUAUUGGGGAUAGGCAAGAAUUUGAUGAGCUUUAAGUACCACCCAAGUACAUUCUCUUAACUUAUAGUAUGAUAUUUUGGUAACAUAAUAUAUGUAAAUCUAAAUUAGGUGUUUUCAUACAAUUAGAAAAAAUAUUGAACAAAAUAUAAAUUGCAGAUAGAUAUUAGUUAUAAAUAAUAUAAUGUACCUAAUAAUAUAUUAUUAUACCAGUUACAACUCACUAUUUUACUAUAAUGUUUAAAUAAGAGAUAUUAGGAUAAAAAAUAUUUUAAGUGCAGCUUGAAUUGAUUCGAAGAAUAAAAUUUGAAUACAUAUUAAAUGUUAAAAAUUUUAAAUGUAUUUUUUUUUUUUUUUUUGUAGUCCAAUAUUAUGUUUAACAAUCCAAAAAGUUAGCUGCCAUAAGUAAUUCCAAAGCGAUUUGUGGUGGAAUAGGAAAUUCUGGUAUUUCAGUGGAACUGUUUGUAUACCGAGCUUUGUAAGUAAAAUACAUACAGACUUUUUGCAAAACGUGUGAGCUACAAAAACCAAAUUAUUAUUAGGACAUAUAUUAUCAAACUUUAUGUGAUAACUACUUACGGUAUUUCCCUGAAGUUUAUUUCGUUGGUUUCAUUUUCUGCAAACUGUCCUGGACCACUUAACAUGGCUUUAAUAGUGCCAGACAUUAAUGCAUGUUCUCUUUUCACAAUAAAUUCAUGACCAUCACUGGAUAUUAGUUUUACAUACAUGGCAUCAGGACCUUCACAACCACCAUAUGGCACAUUCUCCUCUUCCUAGAGAAAAAUACACACAAAUGAAACAGUA